Molecule: messenger RNA, 1532 nt
Organism: Etheostoma spectabile (orangethroat darter)
Lineage: Eukaryota; Metazoa; Chordata; Actinopteri; Perciformes; Percidae
Product: protein shisa-5
Exons: 5
Coding region: 176-982 (268 amino acids)
Source: RefSeq, a predicted model, not a curated record
GAAUGGUAUUGUAAAAACAUUGAAUCUGUCUCCGGAACAUGGGCGGGUCGUCGUCUGAGCGUGACUGAGUGACGCAAAGGUGUAUAGACGAUCUUUGCGGCGGCAGCUCGGUUCAUAUCCAUGGUUCAGAUCAGACAGUCGGAGGAGAGUCGUCUCGAGGAGUCUUGAAGUAGCCAUGGCGUCGGGCCUGCUUAGUGUUGUUGUGUUUGCUUUAUGUGCGGUCCUGGCCCCUUGUGUAUCUGCAGGAGACCGCGACUGUCUGGCCUUCAAUAAUAACCCAUACCAAAGAUGCGAAAAAAACAGUUUUUGCUGCGGUAGCUGUCUCAUGAGAUACUGCUGUCAAGAUAAUUCCUAUCGUUUUUCUGAGGAUCAACAAGAAGACUGUGCCUAUACCCCAGGCAGUUAUAUGUCAGGAUUGCCCAUGGCCAUUGGUGUUGCUGGCUCCAUCGUUAGUUUAAUCAUCUUCAUCAGCUGCUGUGUUUGUCCCUGCUGCUGCCUGUACAAGAUGUGCCGCAGGCGAAGACCUGUGAUGACUACCACUACCCACACAACAGUGGUCACCACCGCUCCCCAGCAGUACCCCCAGCAGCCUACUGCAACACCUGGGCAGCCUCAGUCCUACCAGGGGGGCCAGUAUCAACCCUACCAAUCCACACCAGUGCAGCCGGGUUAUGGAGCCCAGCCCAUGCCCCAGGGCUACGGAGCGCAGCCAAUGCCCCAGGGCUACGGAGCUCAGCACAUGCCAACAUCACCCUACCAUGGGCAACCGUUCAUGGCUGCACCACCACCAACAUAUCAGGAAGCCAUCGGCCCUGGCUUCCAUCCCAACCCGAUGCCUUACAGCCAGGCUGCGUUCACCCCAGGCCAGCCAGCGUACCCUCUGCAGCCUCCUGUCCAGCCUCAGCCCAACGCUCCACCCCCACCCACAGGCUACCUAGCCCAGCCAGCGUACAACCCCGAUUAUAUUGCUCCGCCCCCUUAGACUGGAUAAUGAACCAUACUGCCUCACUCUUGGCCACUUUAAAAGUGCUCCAACAUUUUCAAUCUUGGCAGAACUAGAAAUGUGUCUUGCUUCACGUGUUUGGGUGGUUAAAUAUUGGAAUGUCAUGACAUAUUUGUAGUUGCUGUGCAAGUUGCCAAGAGAAAAUGUUGAUACCUCUCAGCUCGUAUUGCAUUGACUUACAAUAUAGUAUAGUAUAUUACAAUAUAGUGUUGAGAUUAAUUUUUUAUUUUUUAUAUUUAAAAUAUUUUUUAGAGGCUCCACAUUAUCAUCUUGGUAAAUGACACAUAAAACUACUGAGUGUAUUUUAAAAGAGUAGACAUUUUCCAGCCUUCUGGACAUGCCUCAAAACCUCCCUCCCGUUUCCCAUUGUUACUAUGCCCUGGCCAAACCUGCCUGACCUCUUCAUUCACCAUCUACAGAGAUUGAAAUCAGACUCAGGGGUCUAACUUUGGAGGGGUUUUGGUAGUCACGGGCAUAAAUGCAUUGCUUUUCUGCCAGUAUUUAAAACGGAUAAAGUGCUUUAAACCUU